Messenger RNA from Schizophyllum commune H4-8, 710 nucleotides. RefSeq lists its product as uncharacterized. Lineage: Eukaryota; Fungi; Basidiomycota; Agaricomycetes; Agaricales; Schizophyllaceae. The record is from RefSeq and is a predicted model, not a curated record. The transcript has 2 exons. Bases 144 to 590 code for a protein of 148 amino acids.
CAGGCUGUCAUUCAUGGAGAUAGCCCUCGAUGCGCCACUCGAGCACGAACGGCCUUCCGGUGACGUUAUCGCAAUCUAGGACAUCUGCGCAGCUUGGACCACCGAGCAGUGCACCUUCGUCCCGCCCUUCAUCUCUACCCGACAUGCCGCCCGCAGAAUUCUCCCUCAGACUCCAGCACGGCAUCACCGGCGGGUUCGCGCCACCCACGCCGAACGCCAUCCACACCCUUACGCGCCCCCUGAACCAAACGACGCUUGCCGUCACGAGCGCGAUCCGCCCUGAGGGGACGCCGAGCCUGCAGGAUGCGGUGCCCAAGCAGCUCAAUGCCGAGGACGCGCACACGACGCAGCUCCUGGACGAGCUGCACGGGAUCCUGAAGUCGAUCCCGACCGAGCAGCCGCCGGGUAGCGAGGACAUCUACGGCCUGGACACGAGCAUCGCGUGGGGGAGCGACGAUCUGAUGUGGUGUAACGGUGGCCCGUCGGGCUGUGGGGGCGGGGAGUCUUUUGUGAAGCCUACUGAGGAGGAGAAGGCCAAGUUCAAGCGCGCGGUGGAGAUUGUGAAGGAGCUGGUGGACAAGCCACAGUAGUAAAGCGAAAUCGGAAGUUAGGAUGGAUCUGUGAUUGGUGGAUGUGAGCUCUGUAAUACUAUCUGGAUAACUUUCUCGACGACGAUGAGCGAAGACAAUGAAUGGCAGGCUGGGCGUGAG